AUGGCCGAUAGUGACGACCAACCGCCCUCGCCAGGGGGGCCACUCAGUCCGAUGACUCCCGAUCGCGCAAACCAGAAGCAACAGGCCCGCAACCUCUUCACAUCGCCUCGCAGCAGCCCCGGCGGCCGCGACAGCUCUGUGCACGACAAGAUAUCCCAGUUCAAUAACCUCGCCAUGCAGUCCAAGACACUCGAGCGCAAGACCGCCGACGCUGCCCUCAAGCGUGCCAUGCUGGGUCGCGAGGAAGCCGAGACCGAACUGCGCCGCUACCGCGACGAGUCCAAGGUCCUGCGUGUUCAGUUGGAAAAGGGCAAGGAGCGAGAGCAACGCGUCAGCGAGCGUCUCGAGACCGUCAUGGAACAAUACGGCCGCGCCAAAGAAACAUACGCCCAUACGAAAGCAGCAUGGGAGAAAGAGAUUAAGCUUGCACGCAAAAAGACAUUCAAGAACGAGUCCCAGAUCAUCAAACUUCAAGAGGAGCUCAAGUCCGCCCGCGAAGGCUGGCGCCUGGCCUCGGACAACCUCGACGCCGAGAAGCUGCGCUCCAAGGCCCGCGAAGAAGAGGCUUUUCAGGCUCGCUAUCAAAUGGUCGGCAUGGAGCAGGAGCUCGGCGAAGCUUUUGAGCGCAUCAAGAUGCUCGAGCAGGAGCGUGACGCAUACAAGACCUUGGCGGCGGAGGAAGAAGUCGCCCGCAUAGCCGCCGAGGGUCGCAUCCCAUUACCCAAACCGCUCGACGCCGAACCCGACGACGAGUUUGCAUCACCCAAAAAGAAGAAGAAGGCAUCGCGAUUCUCGCUUUCGACGGUGGACAUAGUCUCCUCUGCCGCCAGCGAGGAGGAGAUUGAAGAGCUUUCUCUCCAAGUUUCCUGGGAACGCCAACGCGCAGACCGUGCAUACGAACUCGUCGACUUCUUGCAGGCCGAGUGCGAGCUGCGGUGCUGCCCUUGCGCCAAAACCCACAGAAGACAAAGUAUCGUCUCCCCGAGACAGAGCCUGGCUUCCAACAGGCCAAGCAUCAUGUCGCCGAGGCGCAGACUCAUGCCGCCGGCUGAGAUAGCCGACGCCAGUGACCUGGUCCUUCUUCGCGGAAGUAAGGGGUCCUCUGCGGGUCGCCCAUCAUUCGGUGCUUCACAGAGCCCCCCGGCCGAUGAAAACGUCUUCAAAAAGCCCGAUGCUCCCAGGAGGUCGAGGGAGGAGCGCCGGAGCACCAUCUUCUGCGCCCGCGAGGGCAUCUUCCGAACGGUGUCUCUACAAGAGGCCGAGGAGAUCGAGGCCCAGCGGGAGCAGGAGAGGAAAGAGCACGAAUCCAGCGAGGAGUCUCCCAAUGAGCCUCCCACUCCCCACGAUGCUCCCCCGAGGUUCUCGCGCACACCCUCUCUCGAACCCCCUGACUUUGCUGUCCUCGCCCAGGAGCGCAUGUCGCUGGCAUCCCUCCUCAAUGCGCCCCACGGCGGCGCCGACGGCGAAGCCCACACCGCGCCUCUUCCCUCCAUCCCGACCAUGCCUGACAUGGAAGACCGUCCAGCGGCUCGUUCCUCAAGAAGCCCCUCGCCGAACCCCAAGGAUACCGUCCGCCCACACACAGCAGCCGCGUUCUAUACCAAGACAACCACAACGACCGUCCCCGUCCGUGAUGACAAGCCAAGACCCCAGCCUAGGGUCGAACGCGGCCGCACGCCAUCAGGUGGCGACUGUCAGAUGUCUUUUGACAUCAACAACCCCGCCAUGACCCCUACCAUGACGCGCGAGGAGGCCCUGGCCCGCAUUCGCGAACGCCGAGGACGGGCCCGCUCCAUUGCACAAGGCACAGCGACGCCCCGCAAGAAGAUGAUUGAGGGUGCUGGCGAACGGCGUGAUGUUAGCGCCCCUGCCGGUCAGCCGUAUCCCAAGGCGAAGGUGUAG
Colletotrichum higginsianum IMI 349063 is the source of this 1902-nucleotide messenger RNA. RefSeq lists its product as uncharacterized. The record is from RefSeq and is a predicted model, not a curated record. The transcript has 2 exons. NCBI's taxonomy places the organism in Eukaryota, Fungi, Ascomycota, Sordariomycetes, Glomerellales, Glomerellaceae. The coding region runs from base 1 to 1902 and encodes 633 amino acids.